This is a messenger RNA of Rotaria sordida, 1626 nucleotides long. NCBI's taxonomy places the organism in Eukaryota, Metazoa, Rotifera, Eurotatoria, Philodinida, Philodinidae. The record is from the annotation of a GenBank genome assembly.
AUGUCUCUAAAUAAUUUUCAACGUUAUCCAUCGGUUGUAUUCACAUCGGAUGAAGAGGCUGGUGAGAAGGAUGAUACUCUAAUGGACGCAGAAUUUUCUACAUCAAUGGCACAACAUGUUCAUUCAGAUGUAAUACAAACAAAUGAACAACAAUUAGUUCUACUACCACCACUACCAUCGACACCAAUGCGUUCAUUAGCUCGAAGGCAACGAACAACAACAACAACAGCAAGAGCACAAGAAAUUGAACUGAUCGAUUUGGUAACACCAAAAAAAUCGCCAACUCUUCAUUAUCAGUCAAAUUAUAUAUCACGUACAAUUCAUUUUUUUAAUCAACAACGUUUAUCAAUUUUACCUAAAUUUCCAACAACGGGUAAUACUACCAAUGUACAUUUAUUAUUAGCCAAUGUACCUAUGGCUCAAUUAUCAUCCGAAGAAUUGGUACGUCGUCAAACUGGUCAAUAUAAACCACUCUUUACAAUUUCAAAUUAUGAUCCAUCAGUAACAUCACUUAUGGUUAAUAAUUAUUAUACAUAUUUUGGUCCCAUACUUGAACGUUUCAAGGUUGAUGUAGCCAUUUUAGAUUAUAAUUAUGGACUUUUAAAAAAUUAUCUUAAAUUAUAUCGUAGUGCUCGUCUACGAAUUCUAUCAACUGACAAACUUUCAGAAGAUCCUUUAUAUUUAAGUGAUACAGAAUUUCCACAAUUAUUUGAAUUCUUUUUACAAAUGGAUGUUGAUCUUUUCUAUAUGAAAACAUGUUCAUUUCGUGAUGCACAACCAAGAUUGAUAACUGAAGGUAUAUUGUGUUUAAAUAUGCCUGAUUGUCUUUAUACAAUGUCAAGAUGUGGUGAUUGUAAUUUAUGUCAACAAUCGAAUGAUACCAAUUAUCGUCAGCAAGCACCAGUCUUAUUUAAUCGUUAUGAAAGACAUCGAUUUGUCAAUGGAUAUGAGUCGAAAUUAAAUUGUCCAGCAACAUGUAAUACAAAAAAUUAUAUUUAUGUUCUAACAUGUGUAUGUGGUCAAUUUGAAUUUAUUAGUGAUACAAAAUUUGCAUUGAAUGUUCGAUUACGUGGUCAUCGUUUUAUUGGUAAUAAUCUUAUACGUAAAUUUUUAGUUGGUGAAAAUAAUCUUAAGCAUAUUCAACUUACAGAAGAACAAUCAACGUCAUUACACAAAGAAAAUAUAAAUGAAGAUUAUUGGAGAUUUGUACCACUGCCAAUUGAUGAAGCUAAUCAAGAUAAUUCUCGCUAUCAUAAUAUGCGAGCAACAACAACUACAGAGACGAAUAUUCAUCCAAAUCGAAAUAUCGAAAAACAUCUUCAUAAUAUAAGAAAUCCACCUCAAGGAUAUAAAUUUUCAAAACGUCAAAUAGAACAACAAAUUGAAUUCUUUGAAAAGAAUAUGAUUAAAAAUCCAUUUUAUGAACAGAUUGAUAUUUAUCAUGCAGCUAUUAUUGCUGUUUUACCAGCAAAUACAUCAGAUUUAUUUCGGCAUAUUGUUCAUUCAUUAUUCGUUACACAUACGGAAGCAAAAUUAAAUGUGUUAGGUCAUGUAGUUGAUCGUACUGGAUAUAUGAAUGUUCGGCAUGGUAUAUGGUGUGCUAAUUUAGUACGUCAUUCAAAUUAA